AUGGGUUCAAACGAAGGGAAGCACAACUUGAUCAUUGUAUCGAACAGGCUGCCGCUGUCGAUCAAGCGCGUGGAUGGCACGUAUGAGUCGUCCAUUUCAAGUGGCGGGCUGGUCACCGCGUUAUCGGGCCUGACCAAGUCCACCCAAUUUCGCUGGCUUGGCUGGCCAGGUAUCGAAGUUAAGUCCAACAAAGAUAGGGAAGAAGUGUCCCGUACUCUGAAUGAGCACGAUGCAACCCCGAUCUUUCUGGACAGUGGAUUGGCGCAUGAACACUACAACAUGUUCGCAAAUCGCAUCUUGUGGCCCAUCCUCCACUAUCAGUCUGGUGUCGUCUUCGACGAUGGGCCGUGGCAAGCGUAUCGAAGGGUCAAUGAGUUGUUCGCCGCCGCGAUCGCCGAGGCUGCGGAGACCGGGACCCUAAUUUGGGUGCACGACUACCAUCUGAUGUUGCUUCCCGAACUCCUCCGCAACCGACUAUACGAGAAGAACAAGCACUGCGCCAUUGGGUUUUCACUCCACACUCCAUUCCCUGCUGGUGACUUCUGGCGAAACUUGCCGGUUCGGAAGCACCUUCUCGAAGGCUUAUUGUCCAGUGACCUGAUCGGGUUUCACACAGACGAGUACAAGCAGAACUUCCAAGACACCUGCGCCAAAAUUCCUAAUCAAAUCCGGUACAAGAACCGACUGGUCUGUGUGGGAAAAUUCAUUGUGGGCAUCGAUCCGCAGAAGUUCGCGCACACUUUGCAGAAUCCAGACGUCCAAGACCGCAUCAGGUCCCUUGAGGAACGCUAUAAGGAUGUUAAGGUCAUUGUUGGCGUCGAUCGACUCGACCAUAUAAAAGGCUUGACCCAGAAGCUGAAGGGCUUCGACUCCUUUCUGGAGGACUACCCGGAGCUGCGGGACAAGAUCAUCCUCAUCCAAGUCGCCGUGCCUAGUCGCGAGGAUGUCAAGGAGUACCAAGAACUAGAGACAGAACUGAGCACCUUAGCCGGCAAGAUCAACGGCAAAUACGCCACCCCGGACGGAACGCCGCUGCUUUACAUGCAUCGUUCAGUGCCAUUUACAGAGCUGACAGCGCUGUAUUCUGUGGCGGACGUAUGCCUGCUGACGUCGACCCGAGACGGAAUGAACCUGGUUUCCUUCGAGUUCGUCGCCUGCCAAGAGAAAAGGCAAGGCGUCCUCGUGCUCUCUGAAUUCGCUGGAGCAGCAUCCUUCAUGCGAGAGGGCAGCAUCUCCUUUCACCCCGCGAAUACGACGGAGAUGUCAGAGGCGCUGUAUGCGGCGCUGAAACUGGACCCUGAUGAGCGUAGACGCAAGUACGAAUAUCUGAGAGACUUUGUGAAUACACAUACCAGUGCGAAAUGGGGUCAAACAUUUAUAGAGAAGCUGUCUCAGCGCUGCCGACAACCAGGAAAGGCGUGCUGA
Penicillium canariense is the source of this 1425-nucleotide messenger RNA. Its product is annotated as trehalose-6-phosphate synthase. The coding region runs from base 1 to 1425 and encodes 474 amino acids. Gene Ontology annotation, molecular function: catalytic activity. The transcript is spliced from 5 exons. Gene Ontology annotation, cellular component: alpha,alpha-trehalose-phosphate synthase complex (UDP-forming); cytosol. NCBI's taxonomy places the organism in Eukaryota, Fungi, Ascomycota, Eurotiomycetes, Eurotiales, Aspergillaceae. Gene Ontology annotation, biological process: trehalose biosynthetic process; cellular response to heat. The record is from RefSeq and is a predicted model, not a curated record.